Molecule: messenger RNA, 549 nt
Organism: Abrus precatorius (Indian licorice)
Lineage: Eukaryota; Viridiplantae; Streptophyta; Magnoliopsida; Fabales; Fabaceae
Product: WRKY DNA-binding transcription factor 70-like
Exons: 2
Coding region: 1-549 (182 amino acids)
Biological process (GO): regulation of DNA-templated transcription
Molecular function (GO): DNA-binding transcription factor activity; sequence-specific DNA binding
Source: RefSeq, a predicted model, not a curated record
AUGAGAUCAACUGCACCAACAUGGGAGAAGAACAGCUCAAUUCUGGCUGAAGAUGGGUAUGCAUGGAGAAAGUAUGGACAAAAAAUGACAAUGAAUGCAAAAUACCUUAGGAGCUACUAUAGAUGCACUCACAAGUAUGAUCAGAGUUGUCCAGCGAUCAAACAGGUGCAGAGAAUUCAAGAAGACCCUCCAUUGUACCGAACAACGUACUAUGGCAAUCACAAUUGCAAUAGCUCUAUAAAUUCAGAUAUAAUGUUGGAACCUGCUUCUUCUUCUGACUCUUCUAUGUUCCUUAGCUUCAAUAACACCUUCCUAAGCAAAGAAGAAUACCCAUUUUCACCAUCACAUUUUAAAUCCACAAAACAGGAGCAUAUGGAAGUGAUUCGGAAUGACCAUAUUGUUCAAAACCAAUUACCCCCAUUAGAUUACCUCCUAUUAUGUGACUAUGAACUAGAUUUCAAUUAUUCCAGGCAUGGUACUGUGCUAUCAUCCACUGAAUCUGUUCAAUUUGAUACAGUUUAUGGGAGCAGUUUGAAUUUUGAUGGCUAG